Electrophorus electricus (electric eel) is the source of this 4991-nucleotide messenger RNA. Lineage: Eukaryota; Metazoa; Chordata; Actinopteri; Gymnotiformes; Gymnotidae. The record is from RefSeq and is a predicted model, not a curated record.
UCAGUUGUUAUUUAUCAGUUGUUCAUUUGACAACAAAUGAGGAUUUUAUCAAUUCCUCUCUCAACCUCCCUCUUUGGUCACACCACACAUAGACACAUAGACACACACACACACACACGUUGGGCUGACAGCUACAUUCCACGGCACACGGUACAUACCAAAACAUGUCACUGCUAAAUAUGAGAGAGUGAUAGGGAGAGGGAGGGAGAGAGAGGGAGGAAGAGAGAGAGAAAGAGGGAGAGAUAGAUUUGCCCCUGCCCAUGACAUCUAAAUUUAACCCCCAGUCUGCAAAUGUAGCACAAGUUCUGCAAUCCGACCCCCCCACCUAAAGCUCUCUCCCUGAACUGAGUUCAGGUUCCAGUUCAGUUUGAGUAUGAGAGAGAGAGAGAGAGAGAGAGAGAGAGAGAGAGAGAGAGAGAGAGAGAGAGAGAGAGAGAGAGAGAGUCGGAAUGCGGGUUGGGGGGUUGAGGUUAGCAGAGCAAUUGGCCAUUCUCUGACACACACUUAAAAACAUUUUGGACACACACUCGCGUGGCACACCUAUUACAUUUGGAGUGAACUCGGACUUCUGGGUGUGACUUAGGGUUGCCGUGGCAAAGGAAGAGUGCCAUGGAGACAAAUGAACGGAUUCAUAGGCCCAUAAUGGGCUCAGCAGACUCCUACACCAGUCGCCCCUCAGAUUCUGACGUGUCUCUGGAGGAGGACCCUGAGGCCCUGAGGAAAGAGGCCGACAGACAGGCGCUGGCCACGCUCGAAAAAGCCAAGACAAAGCCAGUCGCAUUUGCAGUGAGGACUAAUGUUGGUUAUAACCCCGGACCCAGUGAUGAUGUUCCGGUGCAGGGCAUGGCCAUCUCAUUUGAAGCCAAAGACUUUCUGCAUAUCAAAGAGAAAUAUAAUAAUGACUGGUGGAUAGGGCGUCUGGUGAAGGAGGGGUGUGAGGUGGGAUUCAUCCCCAGUCCAGUGAAGCUGGAAAGUACUCGUCAGAUACAGGAGCAGAGAAGUAGACAGAACCGCCUCAGCUCCAGUAAGUCUGGUGGAAGCUCCAGUCUGGACGUGGCCUCAGGGAGCCGUAGACCCACCCCCCCUGGGACAGCUGAUAUGUCCUCAGCGGUUUAUGAUGAUUCGGUGGAUUUGGAAGCUGAAGAGCCUGUUGACACCCGUGACCGCAAGGGCGUGGCCGGCAGUGUCACCUCCCCUCAGGGCAGCAUACACCGUCUGCCCUUCUUUAAGAAGAUGGAACAUAUUCCUCCCUAUGACGUGGUGCCUUCAAUGAGGCCCAUCAUCCUAGUGGGCCCGUCACUCAAAGGCUAUGAGGUGACUGAUAUGAUGCAGAAAGCCCUCUUUGACUUCUUGAAACACAAGUUUGAGGGCAGAAUAUCCAUCACUCGGGUGACAGCAGACAUCUCACUUGCCAAACGUUCGGUCCUAAACAACCCCAGUAAACACACCAUCAUCGAACGCUCCAGCACCAGAUCCAGUUUGGAUGUACUGGCUGAAGUACAGAGUGAGAUAGAGAGAAUCUUCGAGUUGGCUCGGACCCUGCAGCUGGUGGCUCUGGAUGCCGACACCAUUAACCACCCAGCUCAGCUUGCCAAGACGUCCCUGGCACCUAUCAUAGUUUACAUUAAGAUCGCCUCUCCAAAGGUGUUGCAAAGACUGAUCAAGUCCAGAGGUAAAUCUCAGGCCAAACACCUCAAUGUGCAAAUGGUGGCAGCAGACAAAUUAGCACAGUGUCCCCCUGAGCUGUUCGACAUCAUCCUGGAUGAGAACCAGCUGGAGGAUGCGUGUGAGCACCUGGCCGACUACCUGGAAGCGUACUGGAAGGCCACGCACCCGGCCAGCUGCAAUCCCCCCAACCCGCUGCUCAAUCGCACUAUGGCAACGGCGGCACUGGCCGCCUCGCCUGAGCCCGUCUCCAACCUGCAGGGCCCAUUUCUGGUGCACAGUGAGCAGAAGAGGGAAGGGCCUGGCACAGAGCGUGCCAGCCUCCAGGACUACCAGACUGACCUGGGCAGCAAACAGCCACUGCGCUCCUCUCGCGGCCAGCUGCAUGCAGGGGGGCGGGGCUUAUCACGCCAAGACACAUUCGAUUCAGAAACGCAGGGCAGCCGCGACUCUGCCUAUACCGAUGACAUGGAGACUGAUCCAUACGAGGAACCUGACUCCUGUCGCAGUCGCCUAAAUCCCGGCCACCAUGCCCCUCGACAGGCAUCCUGGGAGGAUGAGGGGGCAGAGCCUGACCAAGAGAACCUCAACAUAGUGCUACCUUCGACCAAUCAGCAUCAGCGGGGGCGGGGCAAACUGAGAGAGCGCUACUGUCAAGAUGUGGAAGCAGGCGAAAGCACGGUGGGGCGCAACCAAAAUCCAGAGGAGUGGAGCAGAGACGUGUACAUCCGUUAGACAGACCUGGAAAGAACAGGAAAAUGAGGGGAGGAAGAGAGGGACAAAGGGGUUUGAAGUGUCUAAAGUUGUAUUUGUUUACAACCCAGAGAAACAGUACAGGUAAAUGCUGUAUAGCUUUCACUCAUCAUGCAUUCAAUUAACCUUAUUUAAAAAAAAAAAAGGGGGGGGGGGGUCAAAGAUGGGCUUGAUUCAGUUUUGAACUUCGUUCUGUUUUACUUUGUGUAGUACUGCAUGAAGCCUUACCAGUAUAAGCAUAGUUACUGUUCCCAAUAAGAAUUAAAUAAGAGUCAGAAUAUAUAGCCACAAAUUUUGUGUGUGUGUGUGUGUGUGUGUGUGUGUGUGUGUGUGUGUGUGUGUGUGUUAUGUCCUCUGUAGUAUUAAUCAGUCUGUCUGGUACUGGAGAGUAAGACUUUAGCCCCUAUUUGGACUUCCCUGGCCUUGAUUGCUUCCAUUUUUAUAUUUUUAGUCUAGAUUCAGUACAAAUUCAAUGUGUAAUCAAGAGUUAUUUCAAUCUAAAUUCAAGGUUCUCACCAUAUGGCGUACCAUGCAAAAACAGCAGAUUGAACUAGCGCACUACAGUAUCAUUUCCUGCUUACCACCUCUACAUAUGCACCCGUCAAAUGUUAUUUUUUAACUAUCACAGAAAGUGCUUCACUUCCUAUAUGAGUUCUCCUUCUAAAAGGGGAACACUGAUGCCAUCUCAGUGGAUCCAGGUAAUGUGUUACCUGAACAUCGAGGCUAGGAUCAAACCUCUCUGCAAAGAGCUACCACGAUUUUUCAUGUAUAUACUUUCUAUAUUUCUUUGCAUAUUAUUUAUUAGAUGCUAAAAAGUGUAUUAAGUCAUGCGCCUAUAGCUCCAUUACUGCUAGUUGUUUCUCCAGCCUGUACAGUGUGCUGUUCUGAAAACUCACUUUUUGUGGUAUGAACAGCUUCAAUUAGGUGGCUAACACACAUUAACAAAACCCACCAAUGUUAACUUCUAUAUGCUAUCAGGUGUUAUUAUGCAAAAAGAUUUUACUAUAAAACUGUUUCACUAAAUGUGAUAUAAUUUCUUGGCCUUCAACUGAGUAUGACUUAAUCAAUCUUUGACAUUUAAGAAUUAUAAAGACUGGUCUAUAGCACUUUGAGACCUCCAUGAAAGGCUCACACAGUUGACUGACAAUUGCUUUGUUGAGUAGAGAUUUGUGUUAUUUAUAUGUGACUUUGUCCUUUCUCCUGUGUUCAUCUACACCUCCUCAUGCACAACUGCAAUCGGAAUAAUACUGACCAUCUCAUUAACACGCCAGUCAACCAGCUUAACUAAUCACAAGUGCCAAACUAUUUCAUAAACCCACACCCACCAUCCAUGGUGGGUUGUCUUAACUCCAUUCCACAUGUUUUUGUUGUGUGGGUAUGUUUUUAAAGUCAGCCCUCUGAUGGUUUUAUACAUACACAGACAAAAUCUCAUACCUGUGAACCUUCUACUGCCUUUUGUGUCGCUAUCUCUGUGGCCAUUUUAUAAAUGAAUUUUGUGUGUGUGUGUGUGUGUGUGUGUGUGUGUGUGUGUGUGUGUGUGUGUGUGUGUGUGUGUGUGUGCAUUUAAGGAGCCUUUGAUGUGCAGAGAGUGAAUGUCUCUGAUGGGCCUAUUUUUACUUGCAUUUCAAAAGGAUAUAAUUGCUGAUGAUGAAAUUCAGUAAAUACACAAGUAAAGAGCUUAAAACUAAUGUUAUUGUUGCGUUAUUGCAAUUAUUAAUAUAUUAAAAAACAAAAACUUAUAAUCUUUGGUGCCUGAUUGUAGCCCCAUUUUGCUUUUUUGCCGUGUUUUUAAUCUGUGGGUAAAUUCGUAUUUUAAUUAAAAACUUUAAUCAAAACUGAUUUAUUUCUCUGUUUGAAAUAUCUUGCAUAUUGAUCAGAGAAACCCAAUAGAGUCAUCAUUCAGUAGAAAUGUAAAAUGAGUUAAAAGGAGGCCUACAUUAGAAGGGCAAACUGAAUCCAGUAAAUGGGUGACUUGGUGGGGUGAACAACAAAAUGUGAAGUCAUGUGGAGAGCAAGAAAACAAAGGAGAAACCAGAAAACAGGACACGGAUUAAAAAAAAAAAACAGAACAGAGCAGAGACAAACAGGUGUUAAAUGGUAAAAUGUCAGAAUGUGUGAAAUCCUCAGAAUGUGUGAAAUCUCACAUUUACUCACUUUACUGACUCACACUCCCAAGAUCACAAAGUAUGAUGGGGGAGGACUAAUGGGUGAUGGUCUGUCUCUCCAGGACCUGUUUUUUUAAGUCUUUUAUUUUCAGGGGGAGUGUUAAAAAAACUCUAGUGCUUCAUGAUAACAUUGCUCCUACAGGCUAAGAUCAUUCAUUGACCUAGCUGUAAGCUUUGAUUUAAGACAAUGUGUGUGAUCAAUAAAUGUAAAUGAAACACAGCAAAGUGCUUCAUUUACAGCUGGAGAAGCAUUAAAAUGUCUCAUAAAAAUGUAACAAGAACACAGCAUAUUUUACUUUGAAUUUCUGUAUCCUGAGUGUGUUUUUGUCAUUUUUAAAGAAAUGUCUUGUAUUUUCUGUCUUGUAUUUGUAUCUUAAAAAAAUCUCUCUCUCUCUCUCUCUCUCUCUC